AUGUCCCCAACAUACCCGCAAACUCUGCCCUCUCUCAGCCAGCGCGAUGCAAUCACCGACGCCCUCUAUCGAGCUGCCAUUGGCAGUGAUCAUCAUGAUGCCGCACUAUUCAACUCGGCAUGGGCCGGAGAAGACGUCUCCAUGGAACUUCACGAUGACAAGAUAAGAGUCCUCGAGGGCCUCGCCAUGAUUCGCACACAUGUUUUGGAUAAAGUUGGUCCUAUGGAUACCACGCAUAAUAUCAGCAUGGUCCGCGUCAAUCACCAAGAUGGAGCCAAUACCGCGAUUCUUAGUGCCACUUCCAUGGCGCAGCAUGCGCCUGCCGGCACGGGAAGGGAUCCAAAUGGAACCAAAUAUACUGUGGGCGGAGAGUAUUCUGUUGACUUGAUCAGGGACGACGGAGAUGGUCUGUGGAAGAUGAAGAAGUUGGUGCUGAAUGUUGUCUGGUCCACGGGCGACCCUUCAUUGAUGGGAGGCCCCCCUAAGAAAUAG
Messenger RNA from Akanthomyces muscarius, 492 nucleotides. RefSeq lists its product as uncharacterized. The coding region runs from base 1 to 492 and encodes 163 amino acids. The record is from RefSeq and is a predicted model, not a curated record. The transcript has a single exon. Lineage: Eukaryota; Fungi; Ascomycota; Sordariomycetes; Hypocreales; Cordycipitaceae.